Menidia menidia (Atlantic silverside) is the source of this 3636-nucleotide messenger RNA. Lineage: Eukaryota; Metazoa; Chordata; Actinopteri; Atheriniformes; Atherinopsidae. The record is from the annotation of a GenBank genome assembly.
UUGUUCUUCUUUGCUGGUCUCCAGGAGUGUCCUCAGAUCCUGCCCUCCACCCAGAUCUACAUCCCCGCCGGAGUAAUGAGGCCCAUCACGCUGCUGGCUCAGAACCUGCCCCAGCCUCAGUCGGGACAGAGGAACUACGAGUGCAUCUUCCACAUCCAGGGCAGCACCCACAGUGUCCCGGCUCUGCGCUUCAACAGCUCCAGCAUCCAGUGUCAGAAGACGACGUACGACUACGAGGGCGCCGACAUCAGCGACCUGCCGGUGGACCUCUCCGUGGUCUGGAACGGAAACUUCGUCAUCGACAACCCUUUCAACAUUCAAGCCCACCUGUACAAGUGCAGGGCGCUGCGCGACAGCUGCGGCAUGUGCCUGAAGGCCGACCCCCGGUUCGAGUGCGGCUGGUGCGUUCAAGACAGGAAGUGCUCCCUGAGGCAGGAGUGCACCGGAGGGGGGAACUCCCACCUGCCGCUGCAGCUGGCCGAAGGCGGGGGCUGGAUGCACGCCACAUCUGGAAACAGCCGCUGCACCCACCCCAAGAUCACCAAGCUGCUCCCCGAGACCGGGCCUCGUCAAGGGGGAACCAGGGUGACCAUCUGGGGGGAAAACCUGGGUCUGCAGUUCAGAGACAUCCAGAUGGGCGUCAGGCUGGGGAAGGUGCCCUGUGUGCCCAUGGAGGAGGAGUACGUGAGCGCCGAGAGAAUAGUGUGUCUGCUGAACGAUGCCACUAGCUACAGGGUCCAAGAAGCUCAGGUGGAGGUGUGCGUGAGGGACUGUAUAAACGACUACAGAGCCCUGUCGCCGCGACCUUUCACCUUUGUGACUCCCUACUUCGCCCGCGUUCAGCCAUCUCAGGGACCCAUUUCUGGCGGCACCCGGGUCACCAUCGAGGGAAGCUACCUUAACGCGGGCAGCUACGUGUCGGUCAGAAUCGGACCGCAGCCCUGCCACUUCAAAAGGAGGAACGCCCGUGAAAUAGUGUGCGUCACACCAGCUGGACUGGCAGCGGGGGCCUCAUCGGUCCUGGUGGACAUCGAUGACGCCGAGCUCAGGAACCCGGAGGUUAAAUUUAACUACACCGAGGACCCCACCGUCCUGAGAAUAGAACCGGACUGGAGCAUUGCCAGCGGCGGGACCCUGCUGACGGUGAGCGGGACCAACCUGGCGACCAUUCGGGAGCCGAAGAUCCGGGCCAAGUACGGUCAGGCGGAGUCUUUUCACAACUGUACCGUGUACAACAACUCGGUGAUGGUGUGCCUGGCUCCGUCGGUGGCAGACUCGGACCUGGGCUUUUCUGAAACUGGCACGGGCCCAGACGAGAUCGGGUUCUACAUGGAUAACGUCAACGCUCUGGUGGUGGUCAAUGAGACGUUCAGCUACUAUCCCGACCCCGUGUUCGAACCACUGAGUCCAUCUGGUGUGCUGGAGCUCAAACCCACAUCGCCACUAAUUCUCAAGGGCCGGAACCUGAUCCCCGCGGCCCCGGGGAACAAUCGGCUGAACUACACGGUGCUGAUUGGAGAGACUCCCUGCGUCCUCACCCUGUCGGAGAGCCAGCUGCUGUGUGAAUGGCCCAACCUCACCGGACAGCACAAAGUCACGAUCCGUGCCGGAGGAUUCGAGUACUCCCCCGGAACCCUUCACAUCUACUCCGACAGCUUGCUAACGCUGCCCGCCAUCAUCGGUAUCGGAGGCGGGGGCGGCCUGCUCCUGCUGGUCAUCAUCGCCGUGCUGAUAGCCUACAAAAGGAAGUCCAGGGAUGCUGACCGCACCCUGAAACGUCUGCAGCUCCAAAUGGACAACCUGGAGUCCAGAGUGGCCCUGGAGUGUAAAGAAGCGUUUGCGGAGCUUCAGACAGACAUCCACGAGCUGACCCAGGAGUUGGACGGAGCGGGGAUUCCCUUCCUGGACUAUCGGACCUACGCCAUGAGGGUCCUGUUCCCUGGGAUUGAGGACCACCCUGUGCUCAAGGAGAUGGAGGUACGGGUCCAGGCCAACGUGGAGAAGGCCCUCACCCUGUUCGGCCAGCUGCUGACCAAGAAGCACUUCCUACUGACGUUCAUUCGAACCCUGGAGGCACAGAGGUCGUUCUCUAUGAGGGAUCGAGGCAACGUUGCGUCUCUGAUCAUGACGGCCCUACAGGGGGAGAUGGAGUACGCAACCGGGGUCCUGAAGCAGCUGCUCUCCGACUUGAUAGACAGAAACUUGGAGAGCAAAAACCAUCCCAAGCUGCUGCUGAGGAGAACGGAGUCUGUUGCUGAAAAGAUGCUGACCAACUGGUUCACGUUCCUCUUGUACAAGUUCCUCAAGGAGUGUGCCGGGGAGCCUCUGUUCAUGCUGUACUGUGCCAUCAAGCAGCAGAUGGAGAAGGGACCCAUUGACGCCAUCACGGGAGAAGCCCGCUACUCCCUCAGUGAGGACAAGCUCAUCAGGCAGCAGAUUGACUACAAGACACUGACGCUGCACUGUGUGAACCCGGAGAACGAAAACGCUGCCGAGGUGACGGUCAAGUGUCUGAACUGCGACACCAUCACUCAGGUCAAAGAGAAGCUGUUGGACGCCGUGUACAAAGGAAGCCCCUAUUCACAGCGGUCAAAGGCUUCUGACAUGGACCUCGAAUGGCGCCAGGGUCGCAUGGCCAGAAUCAUCCUCCAGGACGAAGACGUCACGACUAAGAUCGACAACGACUGGAAGAGACUCAACACACUGGCUCACUAUCAGGUAACGGACGGCUCGGUGAUCGCCCUGGUGCCCAAGCAGAACUCGGCCUACAACAUCUCCAACUCCUCCACCUUCACAAAGAGCCUCAGCAGAUACGAGAGCAUGCUGAGGACGGCCAGUAGUCCGGACAGCCUGCGGUCCCGAACACCAAUGAUCACGCCGGACCUGGAGAGCGGGACCAAACUCUGGCAUCUGGUCAAGAACCACGACCACUCGGACCAGAGGGAGGGGGACCGGGGGAGCAAGAUGGUGUCCGAGAUCUACCUGACCAGACUGCUGGCCACUAAAGGUACGUUACAGAAGUUUGUGGACGACCUGUUUGAGACCAUCUUCAGCACGGCUCACAGAGGCAGCGCCCUGCCGCUGGCCAUCAAGUACAUGUUCGACUUCCUGGACGAGCAGGCUGACAAACACUCCAUCACAGACUACGAUGUGAGACACACCUGGAAGAGUAACUGCCUUCCUUUGCGGUUUUGGGUGAACGUGAUAAAGAACCCCCAGUUUGUGUUCGACAUCCACAAGAACAGCAUCACGGACGCCUGCCUCUCCGUGGUGGCUCAAACCUUCAUGGACUCCUGUUCGACGUCUGAGCACAAACUCGGAAAGGACUCGCCUUCAAAUAAGCUCCUGUACGCUAAAGACAUCCCCAACUACAAGAACUGGGUGGAGAGAUAUUACUCUGACAUCUCCCGCAUGCCAGCAAUCAGUGAUCAGGACAUGAGUGCCUACCUAGCGGAGCAGUCCCGCCUGCACCUCAGCCAGUUCAACAGCAUGUCGGCGCUGCACGAGAUCUACACCUACAUCGUCAAGUACAAAGACGAGAUCCUGUCGGCGCUCCAGAAGGACGACCAGUCCCGCCGCCAGCGGCUACGCGGCAAGCUAGAACAGGUCAUCGACACCAUGGCGCUAGCUAGCUGA